GCUAAACGUUCUAAUUUCCACACUAUAGCAUACGUCGUCUUCUUAGUUGUUCCAUUUCCUCCUCCUUUAAGCUUUUAUCUGCUAGUUUUUUUAGAUUGUCUUAAAGGAGAUUUAGCCUACAAAAGGUCAAUUUUUGUUGGACAUGGUAGCCUAAUGAAUAUACGGUUGUUUUGACUGGAGAAGACGCAGUAUGAUGGCAACAGCUGCUGUUAUCGGGCUUACCACCGGAAAGAGGUUAUUGAGUUCUUCAUUUUGCUAUUCUGAUAUCUCUGAGAAACUCUCAUAUGCUGGUGAUUAUGGUGGAUUUUCUUAUUAUCUGACUGCUCCCACAAAAAGUACAAUAGUUGCGAAGAAAUCAUCUAAUUGUAGCCAAAGCUUGCCUUCGUCUGAUCGACGUAGUAAGUCGAUUAAAGCGCUUAAAGAGCAUGUGGAUACUGCCUCCAUUGCUUCAACUGCAGACCCUUUGUUCGGGGGAUCCGAUGACUUGGAAGAAGAAAGCUACGAUCUUGACUACUCUGUGGAGGCUCUUCUUUUGCUUCAGAAGUCUAUGCUCGAAAAGCAAUGGACUCUCUCGUUCGAAUCACCGAUUCGAAAAGCUGAUGAGAAGGUACCUGUUACUUGUUCCGGGGUGUCAGCUCGGCAACGGAGAGUAAGUACUAGGAGGAAAAUUCUGAGCCAAUAUAAACCGAUGAUGCAACCUAAUGUCAAGCAGGUAAGAUCAUUGAUCAGUCCAGAGUUGCUUCGGAGCCGUUCGAAAGGUUAUGUGAAAGGUGUAGUAAGUGCAGAACUGCUAAGCCAUACCGAAGUUGUUCGAUUGUCGAAGAAAAUCCAAGCAGGGCUUUCCUUGGAGGAUCAGAGGUUUAGAUUGAAGGAGAGGCUCGGGUGCAAGCCGUCCGAUGAACAGCUUGCAACUUCUUUGAAGAUUUCUCGUACCGAGUUACGUUCAAUAUUGCUUGAAUGUUCAUUUGCAAGAGACAAGCUGGCCAUGAGCAAUGUUCGUUUGGUUAUGUCCAUAGCUCAAAGAUACGAUAACAUGGGAGCUGAAAUGCCUGAUCUUAUUCAGGGUGGUUUGAUUGGACUAUUGCGUGGCAUUGAAAAAUUCGAUUCUUCAAAGGGAUAUAAAAUUUCAACUUACGUUUACUGGUGGAUACGUCAGGGUGUAUCAAGAGCAUUAGUUGAGAACUCGAGAACAUUAAGGUUGCCAACACACAUGCAUGAACGAUUAGGAUUAAUCCGAAAUGCAAAAUCUAGACUCCAAGAGAAAGGAAUUGUGCCGACUAUUGAUAGGAUUGCUGAGAGUCUGAACAUGUCCCAGAAAAAAGUUCGUAAUGCUACCGAGGCAGUGAGUAAGGUCUUCUCGCUCGACCGCGAUGCAUUCCCCUCUAUCAACGGUCUUCCAGGAGAGACUCAUCACAGUUACAUUGCAGAUAACCAUGAAGAAAACAAUCCAUGGCAUGGAGUAGAUGAAUGGGCACUUAAGGAUGAAGUGAACAGGCUCAUCGAUAUAACACUCGGAGAACGAGAGAGGGAGAUUAUACGACUUUACCACGGUCUCGGAAAAGAGAGUCUUACAUGGGAGGACAUCAGUAAACGCAUUGGUUUGUCAAGAGAGAGAGUGCGGCAAAUCGGCCUCAUUGCGCUGGAGAAACUAAAAAACACUGCCAGGAAGAACGAAAUGGAGACUAUGUUAUUGAAACAGUGAUUUUCAAUCCUUCAAACGUAGACAUGGUAGAAAUGACUAUAUAUAUAUAUAUAAGCAAAAUUGUAUGUUCAAAUACAUAUAUUCAUGAAAAUUUUCUGUAAUUAUGAUAGUAAACAAGUAGUUUGAAUGCAUAUGGUGAUAUUAAAUUUA
This is a messenger RNA of Hibiscus syriacus, 1852 nucleotides long. RefSeq names its product RNA polymerase sigma factor sigA-like. NCBI's taxonomy places the organism in Eukaryota, Viridiplantae, Streptophyta, Magnoliopsida, Malvales, Malvaceae. The record is from RefSeq and is a predicted model, not a curated record. Bases 191 to 1702 code for a protein of 503 amino acids. Gene Ontology annotation, biological process: DNA-templated transcription initiation; regulation of DNA-templated transcription. Gene Ontology annotation, molecular function: DNA-binding transcription factor activity. The transcript is spliced from 10 exons.